GUAAGGGUGCAAAAACUGUAGAAAUGCGUGUAUUGGUAUUUGGUAGAAAUUGGAAAUUGUGUUCCUCCCAUCACUCCCCCAAUCCUCAUUUCAACUCAUUUCUCUAGAGUUUGAAUUUCUAGAGAAACUUGGAAUACUCAUUUCUCCAAUCCUCCUCCUCCUCCUACUUUAGGAGAGAGAAAAUAGGAGAGAGAAUUAAGAGUUGUUUAUAAAUUCUUCAUCAAUUAAACAAAUCAAUUAAGAAAGUGAUUGAUUUUCUACUCAAUUAUUACUCCAAAAAAAACAAAAAAUGAAAGUCCAAAUGCGUGUAUUAAACAAGUUGAUUCGCCGACUUUAUUAUUCAAAUUUCAGUUCUGUUCAUCUUCUUCCUCGCUAAUUUCACCUGUUUUUCUAUGACUGUAGUGAGCUGGCUGUGUGAAUAUAUUGGUGGUAAGGUGCAUUGUGUAGGAUUGAUGAGAGAUGCAGAAAUCACGUAGAUCUCUUCUGCAACGAAGAAACUUACAGAAAGUUAUUGGUAGAAAUCAUUUGUAUAAAUAUUCACUUUCCUUAGUUAUCGUUCUUUGGGGGCUCGUCUUUCUUUUAAGUCCGUGGAUCAGUAAUGGUGAUGGUAAUCAAGAUGAAUCACUGGCCCUUAAUGUCUCAAACUGGGAUGAAAGCAAGUUAGGAAGCGAUGUAGCCUCUAGUUCUGUAGAUAAACAUUCACCAGCUUCAUUAGAAAACAAGCAUUUGAAAGAAACCUGUUCCGAAUAUUCUUAUGAGACUUCCUGCACUGAUGGUGCCAUUGUUGAAGAUUUCGGUUCUGAGGCACAAGCUGGAGAUAUUAGACAUGAUACCAAAACCGGUGUUACAGGAUCCUUGGAACAUUCUGAGGUGGAGCCUACCAAUUCAGAUUUGGAACAUAAAAAAGGCACUGGAAAACUAGAGAGGCUAACUCGAACUGCCCCUCGUGGUCUAGAUGAAUUUAAAAAGAAGGCCCUGAAUUCUAGAAAUACUUAUGUACCUGGUGCAACUGGUAGUAUCAUUCACAGAAUGGAGCCUGGGGGUGGUGAAUACAAUUAUGCUUCAGCUGCAAAAGGCGCUAAGGUGUUGGACUCUAAUAAGGAAUCCAAAGGUGCUUCAAAUAUAUUAAACAUGGAUAAGGACAAGUAUCUUAGAAACCCAUGUUCAGCUGAGGGGAAAUUUGUUGUCAUUGAACUCUCUGAAGAAACUCUAGUCGAUACUAUUAAGAUUGCCAACUUUGAGCAUUACUCUUCUAAUUUGAAAGACUUUGAGCUGUUGGGGAGUCUAGUUUAUCCUACUCAAACAUGGGUAAAAUUGGGCAACUUCUCGGCUGGGAAUGUGAAGCAUGCUCAAACCUUUACUGUACUAGAGCCCAAAUGGGUGAGAUACCUGAAGUUGAAUAUAUUAAGCCAUUAUGGAUCUGAAUUUUACUGUACACUAAGUAGUGUUGAAGUAUAUGGUAUUGAUGCUGUUGAGAGAAUGUUAGAGGAUUUGAUCUCUGUUCCUGAUCAUCAUCAUUAUGCAAGUGAGGAAACAACAGAUGAACAGGAACAGAAGCCAAUUGUUGCAGAAUCUGCCGAGAGCAACCAUCCAGAUCAGAACUUGUUCAGUGAGAGUGAGACAGCUGGGAGUAAAAACUUGAAAUAUGAUGAUACAAUCAAUGAUGUUCCUGAUCCAGUUGAAGAAGUGCAUCAUCAACAGGGCAGCAGGAUGCCUGGCGAUACCGUUCUCAAGAUUCUGAUGCAAAAGGUUCGAGCACUGGACAUAAGUUUAUCUGUUCUAGAGCGAUAUUUGGAGGAGGUUAACUCCAGAUAUGCUAGCAUUUUCAAGGAAUUUGACAAGGAGAUGGAAGAGAAAGAAAUCCUAAUGGAGAAGACCAGAUUGGAUAUAAAGAGCGUUGUAGAUAGCAGGGAUGUUAUUGCUAAGGAUGUUGAUGACCUUGUGGCUUGGAGAUCUUCAGUGUCCAUGCAGUUGGAUAGCUUACUAAAAGACAAUGCUAUGCUCAGGUCAGACGUCAAAAAGGUGCAGGAAAAACAGUUGUACAUGGAAAGCAAGGGCAUCAUAAUAUUUCUUAUAAGCGUAAUUUUUGGUUUUUUGGCACUCGUUAUGCUGUUCACAGAUAUGGUAAAUAGUGUUUAUAGAACGGAAAAGUCCAGGAAAUUUUGUUCGAUGAAGUCUUCUUGGUUUUUCCUAUUUUUGAGCUGUAGUUUUACAAUUGUAAUCCUUUCUCUAUAAACAGCGGCUUGUAUCUUCUUAUUGAGUUUAUAUUUAUAUAUAAUAUAUAUGUGAAUGAUCCAUUAUUUCA
Molecule: messenger RNA, 2305 nt
Organism: Chenopodium quinoa (quinoa)
Lineage: Eukaryota; Viridiplantae; Streptophyta; Magnoliopsida; Caryophyllales; Amaranthaceae
Exons: 5
Coding region: 460-2235 (591 amino acids)
Biological process (GO): protein folding in endoplasmic reticulum
Cellular component (GO): cytoplasm; membrane
Source: RefSeq, a predicted model, not a curated record